CGUCGACACGCCUACUACAAUGGCGCUUCCGGAGUGGACAGUGUAUUUACUUUGUAUUGCUUCAGUAUGUGGAGGAUUUUACAUCUGUCGUGUUUCUAAAUGCGCCAGAAAAAGUGCAUGGAAAAACAGCCGGAUCGCUAAACUGAUGGGUCGCACAGAGAAACCGCUUUUCUGGAUAGCGUAUUCUCUAUAUACACGGACCAAACUCGGGUACAUAUUUCAUAAGAGGCAGAUGAAGAAAGCACGGGAGCGGUACCCUGCCGGCCACUCCAAAACUCAACCUACUAUAAUAAACGGCAUCAAGAUCAUACCAGUGCCCAUCUUAUUAGACAAUUACAGCUAUGUGGUCAUUGACACUGCAUCAAAUAUGGCUGUUGUGGUUGAUCCCGCUGACCCUCAGCCUGUUCAGGCAUGUCUAGAGGAAGAGGGGGUGGAGCUACAAGCUGUUCUCUGCACACACAAGCACUGGGACCACAGUGGAGGGAACAGAGCUCUAAAGAGACGCUACAUGUCCUGUCGAGUGUAUGGGAACGCUAUGGACAACAUUCCAGGCCUUACACACCCCCUUUCAGACAAAGACACGAUAGAUUUUGGAACUCGGCUGCACUUCAGGGCCUUCUAUACCCCUGGCCACACAGUAGGUCACGUGAUCUACCUGCUUGAUGGCCGAGCGAUAGGUGGCCCCAGCAGCUUGUUUUCAGGGGAUCUGGUAUUCCUCUCUGGAUGUGGGAGAAUGUUUGAGGGCAAUGCCUCAACUAUGUUGUCCUCUCUGGAUACAGUGGGAUCACUGAACGAUGAAACUCUGCUUUGGCCUGGACAUGAGUAUGCUGAAGAUAACCUGAUGUUUGCUGCUGAACUGGAGCCUUGCAAUGUUGUACGGGAACAGAAGUUGCAGUGGGUUCUGCAACAGAGGGGUCAGAGACUCUGUACGUGUCCAUCCACCCUAGCAGAGGAGAAGCAAUACAAUCCCUUUCUGCGGAGCCACUCCCAGGAUCUUCACCGGGCUCUGGGUCUGCAGCAGAAGCAGGACGAGGACUGGACAUCAUAUCGCGCACGUGUUUUAGAGGAGCUGCGCAGACGGAAGGACAUUUAUAAGGACCGAUAAGGCUUUAAUCCACUGAUGACUGGAGGACGUGACCACUGAAACCAUUCCAAACUACUGCUCCCUACAUAUCAUUACCAAUACCGGGCUUUAUUAAAAGCACUUAUGUGAAUUUGAACAGUGACCUAAAGAAAAAAAAGAGUGAAGUAGACCUGGGCAUUAUUUUGUACACAAACAUAAUUUAUUUUAACACUAAGUAUUUGGUAGAAUUUGAAAGGCAUUAUCCU
This is a messenger RNA of Carassius auratus (goldfish), 1329 nucleotides long. RefSeq names its product probable hydrolase PNKD. Lineage: Eukaryota; Metazoa; Chordata; Actinopteri; Cypriniformes; Cyprinidae. Gene Ontology annotation, cellular component: mitochondrion. The transcript has 9 exons. The record is from RefSeq and is a predicted model, not a curated record. Gene Ontology annotation, molecular function: hydroxyacylglutathione hydrolase activity. The coding region runs from base 20 to 1105 and encodes 361 amino acids.